This is a messenger RNA of Phragmites australis (common reed), 738 nucleotides long. Its product is annotated as oil body-associated protein 2B-like. The record is from RefSeq and is a predicted model, not a curated record. The coding region runs from base 1 to 738 and encodes 245 amino acids. NCBI's taxonomy places the organism in Eukaryota, Viridiplantae, Streptophyta, Magnoliopsida, Poales, Poaceae. The transcript is spliced from 2 exons.
AUGCCCUCCAGCGAUCAGAACCCAGCGGCCACGCCCGCGUCGGGCACCGCCGAACCGGCGCCGCCGGGCAGGCCGACGGCGGUGUCGUCUCAGGUACUAGACAUGGGCGCGCAGCUGGUGCAGGCGCUGAAGCCGGUGCGUCAGAUGAAGCAGCACGCGUGCAGCUUCGCGCUGGACGCCCACGACCUGCGCCGCCAGCUCGAGGUGCACCACUUAGUUUCCCGGCUCAACCAGGACGUCCUCCAGUGCGCCGUCUACGACUCCGACGAGCCCUCCGCCCGGCUCAUCGGCGUGGAGUACAUCGUGUCGGACACCAUCUUCGAGAGCCUGCCCCCGGAGGAGAAGAGGCUGUGGCACUCGCACGCGUACGAGGUGAAGGCUGGGUUGCGGACCGACGUCGGCGUGCGGGAGGCGCUGCAGAGUUCGGAGACGGCCAGAUUGAGCAAGACGUACGGCAAGUUCUGGUGCACCUGGCAGGUGGACCGCGGCGAUCAGCUGCCCCUCAGCGCGCCAGCCCUCAUGGUGUCGCCGCAGGCCACAGAGCCGGGCCGCGUGUGCGCCGAGCUAGUGCGCGGCCGCGACGAGAGGUACAGGGUGGACAGCUCAGCGGGAGGGCUGAAGGCGGACAGGGUGGAGAUGGACGAACCGGAGUGGAUCAACCCGAACGCCGACUACUGGCUGCACGGCAUGGGGUUCGCGGUGGACGUCGUGCCAUGUUUUUUUUUUCUUGGCAGGUAA